This is a messenger RNA of Punica granatum (pomegranate), 1897 nucleotides long. The record is from RefSeq and is a predicted model, not a curated record. NCBI's taxonomy places the organism in Eukaryota, Viridiplantae, Streptophyta, Magnoliopsida, Myrtales, Lythraceae.
UUUCAAAACCUAACUUAUGGGCUUGCUCUUAUGAAUGUCUCUCUCUCUCUCUCUCUCUCUCUCUCUCUCUCUAUCUAUCUAUCUCACCCCCUCCCAUCAAGAAAAAUUUGGAUGCUAACCUAGCUUACCUUGCUUGCUUAAAGUCUGAUCUUUCUUCUUCUUCUUCUUCUUCUCCAAAGCUCAAUUCUCAUGCAUGCCAACCAAGUUUGGUCAUGUUUAUAGGUGAACUUGGGAACAGGCCAAACCCAAAUGAGUCUAGCCCCUCCACUUGAAGAUCAUGCAUUUGAGCAGAGAUUCCAUUCUUAUAUAUUAUUCUUCAAAAGAGAGCAAUAUUCAAACUCUGCUCUCUCCUCUACAUAAUAAAGAUGGUGAAGGUCUCUGUAAGCGUGGGAAGUUACUGCAGCUAAUUUAAUUUUGUUCAUCAUCAGCUUUGCAGUGCACCGUGGAACUCUCGAUGUCCACCUACACGCAUAUAUGUGUAUGAUAUGAUACGUUAUGGACCUUGCACGCGUACUCUCAUGGAUUUGGGUACUAUCUCGGCCCUAAAAGGAUUACAUAUCCCAUCCAAAUUCAUUCCAACCAGUACGAUGACCACCACGGAAGCAUACGAUCCGUGCUUCGAACCCCCAUUCGAACUAAUCAUCAGCACGCUCUUGCAAAAUCACUCCCCGGAAAUCGACAACAAUCACAAACUAUCACCCACAAAUCAGACGCUCAUGUACGAAAAGCAGGAUUAUAACUGUAAAUUCACCGUCCUGCCUCUGGUCGACAUUAGCCACCUUGGCCUUGAGGAGGGCCAUCCCAUGAGGGAGGAGUGCGAGAGGGAAAUCGCGUGGGCAGCCAAGGACUGGGGAUUCUUCCAGAUAGUGAACCAUGGGAUCCCAAGACAGGUCCUCGAACAGAUGAAGGGGGAACAGGAGAAGGUUUUCCGGCAGCCCUUCUGUGUGAAGAGGGCGGGAGGCGGGAAGCUCCUCAACCUGGGAGAGGAGUGCUACCGGUGGGGGAACCCCACGGCCACUUGCCUGAGGCAGAUGUCUUGGUCGGAGGCAUUCCAUAUUCCUAUCAACGAUAUCUCGAGAAUUGAAGACGAGAGCCUCAGGUCGGCAAUUGAGAUCUUCGCAGCGGUUGCAACCAACCUCGCGGAAAAGAUUGUCGAAGUUUUGGCUGCAAAUCUUAGGGCCGAGGGCACUGAUUACUUCCGAGUGAAUUGCACCCGAGACAGCUGCUAUCUUAGGAUGAACAGAUAUCCUCCGUGCCCUAAUUUCUCCUCGGAGGUCUUUGGGCUAAUGCCCCACACUGAUAGUGACUUCCUCGCAAUUGUGUGCCAAGACAGUGUUGGGGGAUUGCAGUUGAUGAAGGAUGAUGGGACUUGGGCCAGUGUUAGCCCUAACCCUAAUGCUCUUGUCAUUAACGUUGGUGACCUUCUGCAGGCAUGGAGCAAUGGUGUGUACAAGAGUGUAAAGCACAGGGUGAUGGCGAGCGCGAAAGAGGAGAGGCACUCGAUGGCAUUCUUCUACUGCCCGAAGAGCAAUACCGUGAUUAAGAGCUGCAUCAACCCUUCCAUCUACCGGAACUUUAGCUUCCUUGAGUACCGACUCCAAGUGCAGAAGGAUGUUAAGGCCACGGGCGACAAGGUCGGCCUUUCUCGGUUCCUCCUCUGAUCGGCCAUCACAAUUAAGACAGCAAUAAUACUGGACAACGAAGAAAAAGAAGAAGAAGAAGAAGAAAUAUUCAUUAUAUACUUGUUGUGAUUGUAUUGCUUUUAAGUGUUAAGUUAAUUAAAGAGAGUAUAGAGUAAUAGCGCACGCUUUCGUAUGAUAAUUAAGAGGUUUGAUGUUUGAGACUCAGUGGUAUUACUUGUGUCCAUUGAUUAGCUAUUAAAAUUCAUAUUUAAUUA